AUGUCUGGGUAUGUUGAAAAAAACAGGGAGCACUGGAGUAAAAAACCUCGGCAGCAUGUUGGAUCUCCGUCAUACUUCUCCGGCGCUGGACUGGGAGCUGUAUCCUGGUGGUGGACGAGUGAGCACCUGCUGCUGGCUCGGCAGAUCAGUGUGCAGCAUGUGGUGGUGUACGCGAACAAAGCAGACACCGUGGACGACUCCGAACUCCUGCAGCUGGUCGAGCUUGAGAUCCGAGAGCUGCUCAGCAAGUUCGGCUACGACGGAGACAACACACCCGUUAUCUGUGGCUCCGCCCUCUGCGCCCUGGAGCCUGAGCUGGGAGCUCAGUCUUGGAGGUGGUGGAUGAGUACAUCCCUCUACCCAGGAGAGAUCUGGAUCGACCCUUCCUGCUGCCCAUUGAGGGAGUCUACUCCAUACCAGGCUGGGGUACAUUGGUGACUGGAACUCUGGAGAGAUGAGUGAUUAAAAAAGGACACAAGUGUGAGUUUGUGGGACACAACCGCUCUGCCAAGUCAGUGGUCACAGCCCCACAUGAAUUUAUGGAGAUACUAGAGAUCCAGAUCCUUUCUGCCUCUGGAUGGAGCUCAAAUCUUCUCUAAUUCCAGACUGCUGGGACUACGGCUGCUCCUAAGGUCAUACAGACUUCACAUAAAUCCAUAAUGAACUUUUUCACACUAUCUGUUGUUACCCAGAUGAGGAUGGGUUCCCUUCUGAGUCGGGUUCCUCUCAAGGUUUCUUCCUCUUAAAACAUCUUAGGGAGUUUUUCCUUGCCACCGUUGCCACUCAGUGGCUUGCUCAGUUGGGAUAAAUUCGCACCUUUAAUAUCUGUAUACCAUGUUGAUAUUUCUGUAAAGCUGCUUUGAGACAAUGUCUAUUGUAAAAAGCGCUAUACAAAUAAAAUU
Ictalurus furcatus (blue catfish) is the source of this 902-nucleotide messenger RNA. RefSeq names its product elongation factor Tu-A-like. Gene Ontology annotation, cellular component: mitochondrion. The record is from RefSeq and is a predicted model, not a curated record. Gene Ontology annotation, biological process: mitochondrial translational elongation. The transcript is spliced from 5 exons. Gene Ontology annotation, molecular function: translation elongation factor activity; GTP binding; GTPase activity. NCBI's taxonomy places the organism in Eukaryota, Metazoa, Chordata, Actinopteri, Siluriformes, Ictaluridae. The coding region runs from base 1 to 438 and encodes 145 amino acids.